Cavenderia fasciculata is the source of this 1296-nucleotide messenger RNA. RefSeq lists its product as uncharacterized. Lineage: Eukaryota; Evosea; Eumycetozoa; Acytosteliales; Cavenderiaceae. Bases 1 to 1296 code for a protein of 431 amino acids. The transcript has 2 exons. The record is from RefSeq and is a predicted model, not a curated record.
AUGAUUCAACAACAACAAAUAGAUGAAAUCAGUGAAGUAGAGCAGACAUUUGAAAAUGCUUUUACUGUUGUUGAUGAUGAUGAUGAUCAUGUAUCAACUACAACAUCAACAUCAACAAUAGGAGGAGAAGAAAAGAAGAAAAAGAAAAAGAAAAAGAAUAAGAAGAAAAAGAAUAGUAGUUUUGUAGAACCUGGUGGUGAGGGAAUAGGUUAUGGUAAUGAAGACAACCACACCUACAACUAUGGUAAUGUUAUCAAUGUAAAAGGUGUUGAUACUUCCAAGCAUUGGACUGAAGCUACUCUUGGACAAUACCUAACCGAUGCAGGGUUUGUUAGAAGUUCAGACAAAUCUUCAAGUAACAAGGCAAAGAUAACACCAUUCUACAUUCAAUUUAUAAACAGGGUGACACAACACCCCGAACCAAUUGAAGGAUUUGGUCCUUUGCAUCUUAGUGGACAUGGUCAAACCGACUUUGACAAUGCAUUCAACUUGAUUGCUUCUGAAGAGAUUGGAUUAGUGAUUGAAAGUCGCCCACCCUCUUACUCUAUUAUGACUACAUUACUUGUCGUUGCAGCCUAUGUCGUUGGGUUUCCUGGUUAUGGUCAUGGUUCACACCUUCCAAACACGGUAAAGAAAACAUUGGUCAAGAUGAACCGAGAGAUUCCACGUAAUCUACCAGACCUUGCAAUCAAGAUUCAGUAUACUUGGAAUAGAUACUAUGGUCUACCCGAUCAACAAAGAACCAUCGUUUGGGACAAGGAAAAGAUGACUCACUACCUGCUCAACAACUCUGUCAGAAAGUUUAGUACAACCAAGUACCCACAAACAGAGGAACAUCUUGGUCAUAUCAGAAUGUUGUGUAUCAUGGUUAUGACUUUUGUUGUCAAGAAUACUUGUUGUCGUACCACCAAAAAACCACCAAUGAAAGAUAAAGAGCCCAUCGCAUCGAUCAUUGAAAAGAUGUGUCGUAUGGUCAUACCACAUAGCAAUACAAAGGAUAAAGAAUAUAAUAGUUGUGCCGACUGUCGUCGUUUAAAAUCUCCACCAGAUGAAGAUUGGGAGACAGACAUGAAGAUAUUUGCACUUUGUGCUUGUCUUUUGGCAUUUGAAACAGGUAUCUCCAACUAUAUCUAUCCUCCAUUGAUUGAACAUUUAAAAGAAGAGUUGUUGGAAAAUUUGGAGUAUCCAAUCUACGAAUCAGAUGCCAAUUCUCUCCUAUACCAACUUUUUGACCUCAUUAGCAAAAAUAAUGAUAACCCAAUCAUCCAAAAGAUCAGAAAUAAUAAAAAAAAAUAA